Messenger RNA from Trematosphaeria pertusa, 894 nucleotides. RefSeq names its product NAD(P)-binding protein. Bases 1 to 894 code for a protein of 297 amino acids. The transcript has 5 exons. Lineage: Eukaryota; Fungi; Ascomycota; Dothideomycetes; Pleosporales; Trematosphaeriaceae. The record is from RefSeq and is a predicted model, not a curated record.
AUGACGACUCUCGAUCCACCACCUCCAGCAAAACCGCUAAGAGUACAGGAACAAGAUCUUAAGGGAAAGGUCGCGCUGGUAACGGGAGCUACCAAAGGUAUCGGGCGGGCUAUAAGUCUCGACCUCGCGACCCGGGGUGCUUCCAUUCUCGGGACCUACUCCUCUCCGCAAUCAGCGCAUCUAUUCGACACUCUCACCCACUCCAUAAACGACCUCUACUCCUCAUCUCCUAAUUCCUCGUCUCACACUCCAGCCCCGUCAGGUCCGAAACUCGUCGGCGCGUUGGCCGACAUCAGCAGCCCCAGUUCAUCCGUCCCCGCCAUCCAGGAGGGCUUGCAAAAGCAUUUUAACGGAAAAGUCGAUAUUGUAAUCUUCAAUGCCGCGGUCAUGGGGCUCGCGAAGAUGGGAGAUGGGGGCGUGACUGAGGAUUUUGUGGAUGCGGCGUUGGCGGGGAAUGUAAAAUUUCCCGUGCUGCUGAUCGAGAUGCUGGUCAAAGGCAGCAUGAUAAGAAGGGAUGGGAGAGUGGUCGCUAUCAGCAGUGAGGGUGUACGGGCGAGAAGACCUCCGGGUGGAGCCGUAUAUGCUGCGACAAAGGCCGCUCUGGAAUGUCUGAUGAGAAAGUGGGCCGAUGAGCUCGGCACCCAUCCUGGCAUGGAAGGCACAACCUUCAAUUCCGUAAGCGUCGGCUUCACAAAGACCGAAGCAUACAGCAAGAUCCCGCCAGAGAUUCGAGACAGGCUCACAGAGGCUGAUGCGGCUGAGGUUGCUGUCGGCAAUCGGAUUGGAGAGGUCGAAGAUGUUGCGGAUGUGGUUGGUUUGCUGAUCAGCGACAAAGCAAGGUGGCUCAGCGGAAGCGUCGUUGAUGCUUCCGGAGGGAAGGCCAAGAUCCUGUAG